AUGAAAGAGCUUGCAUUGGUGCUGAGCGCUGCUAAGAUGCUGCCUCAACAAGCAGCUGCUCUCAUGGAGAAGGUGAUGCAGGUUGAGAUCAAACACCUCGGCAAAGACAAUCUUCGGACACGGAACACAGCAGCCCCUCUGCAUCGUCUUAAUCAAGAGGCUGGAAUGCUCGAUGCAGUUUUUCAAAAUUUGCAACUAGGACUUCCCGGAGACGUCCAACCUGGGAUCAGUGGAGGACAACAUAGGGCGCAGAGUCUUCAUGUAGUGAUACUCAACUGGGUAAUUAAUGUGCCUCGGUUAGAAAAUAACACCCAGUGCGGGCCUCGAGGCCACGAGUACGCUGACAACAAGACCCGUCGAGCUGAGCUGGCGGGUAGGAGGGAUGUCGUCAACACAGAAUGUCGGUCAGGUAGCAGCAAGACGAGGACGGAUUACUUCGACCAAAGUCGAGCGGAUUCAGAUAGCUUUGUUAGGCCUCGGUUCAGCCUGUAG
Messenger RNA from Colletotrichum orchidophilum, 492 nucleotides. RefSeq lists its product as uncharacterized. Bases 1 to 492 code for a protein of 163 amino acids. Lineage: Eukaryota; Fungi; Ascomycota; Sordariomycetes; Glomerellales; Glomerellaceae. The record is from RefSeq and is a predicted model, not a curated record. The transcript has 2 exons.